GGAGGGCGCGCAAACAGGGGAAGAAAAAAAAAACACAAAAACCACAGGCGCCGAAGGCCGAACAGGAUCGAACCGAGCGCCCAAAAAGGUUUCGAAAUUCCGGUGGAAAAGAGCGACAAGAGCUCCAGAGCCCUAGCCAUGGCCGGAGAGGCGGGAAGAGACCCCCGAGCGUGGCUAGCCGUCAACGAGACGGCGGCGGCCUUCCUCUCCCGUUCACUCUCCUCGUGGCCCCCCAUCACGCUCCCGCCGCCACUGCACCGCGCGCCUCUCCGCCCGGGCAACGUCGUCGAGAUCGCUGGCCCGUCCAACUCUGGCAAGUCCCACCUCCUCCUCAUGGCUGCAGUGCAGUGCAUAUUACCAAAGGAGUGGGAGGGAAUCUACUUUGGGGGUCUGGGGAGGGCUGUCAUGUACUUGGACUUGGAUUGCCGAUUUGAUGUGCUACGGCUGGCUCAAAUUCUGAGGAAUCGUAUUGCAGAGGGCUGCCGUUCAGCGCACCUUAGAAAUGGAGACCCUGAACCUGAAAAUAAUGGCACUAAAGAUGAGUUUCAGUGUUCUCUUGAAAACACACUGUUUUCUGAUUGUAUGCAGCGCUUCUUGUAUGCCCGAUGUUGCAACAGUCCUGAAUUCAUAGCUGCUUUGAAGACUGUACAGUCUCAAUCAAGGAGGGAAGUGUCCGGUGCUGGUAUAUAUUUUGUUAUGAUAGACAGCAUUGGUGCGUUCUACUGGAUAGAUCGUGGUUCUCAACCUGCCCGAGAGAAUAAAGGGAGAACACUGCAAAGCAUUACUGAAAGUGUUGUCCACGAGUUACGCAAGCUUUUGCAACUUCAACCUGCAUUGGUUUUGGUCACAAAGGCACCCAUUUAUGGUGAAGGCACUACAACAGCAAAUGACUUCAAUCGGGUUUCUUCAAAAUACAUGCUGGGGGAUUCAACUGGUUUGGGAUAUUCAAGACAGGGGGAAGAAAAAACUGUCUCUAAUCGGGAAUAUAUGCCAUCAAUAUGGCAGUCCUUCAUUACACACAGGAUAAACCUUCAAGUAGAAGAAGCAGAAGUUCCCUCUGUGCUGGAAAGUGAGGUGCUUCCUAUGCAUACUUCUGAGUGGGUGCAACCUUGCCUCAAAAUGAAGGAGAAGUUUUCUAUUAUGGAUGAUGGUGUUAGCCUUAUCCAGUGAAUUACAAUCUGGCAUCCUGUGAUGAACAUUUCGGUACCUCACUGAAUUGUUGUGAUCUGAUAAAAAAAGCAGUACGCCCACGACACGCCUACAGGAUAUUAUGUGGCAGUAUCUCUAUCUUGGUUCUCUGGCAUCGCGCACACACACAGCACAGAAGCAUAGAACCUGUAAUAGCUGAGUGAUGUACUAUUUUAAAAUAUCCAAUAGUACCCAAAAAAACAGAAACCAUUCUCUCAUUCAAGAAUUCUUAACAUGGUGGAGCUGAGUAAUCUCUACUGAUGUAAGUCUCCUAGUUUUAAAUAUUUUCCAUUUGUGCGUGUGUAAAUUCACUGCAAUGUGUGAGGCGUGGGUGAGUUGUUUUUUUUUGUACGGGGUCGAUCCCCUUUCCUUGUUUCCUUCCUAAUAGAAUAAUACAUGGCUUUUGUGUUCGAGAAAAAAAUAUUUUUCAUUUGGUGGCAAUUUCAAAUUGUUCAGCUUUUAUGCCUACCUUUCAGUGUGCUUAUAUUUCUAUUUUGAGGUUUUUGAUAGGCCAGGCUUUGCACAUCAGCUUGGCAUAUUGUUGUUUUGCACACAUGUGCAGUGUUAUGAGCCAGAUGCUCUAAAUCAUGUUUUCAUGAUACUUGAAGAUUAUUAAACAGUCAACAAUUUAUUUACACAUGUAUUUACUUCCAGUUUUCAUCAGUGUGUUUGUUUCUAUAUGUUCAUCUUGUUUUCUCGUACAAGUUUUACCAUCACCAUGACUUUAUAUUUAGGUAGUUGCAAUAUACCUAAAUAUGACCCUGAGGCUCAAAAAUAAACUCACAUGACAUCAUUGCAAAUUCACAUAGUACUAUAGUAGUAGAAGAAAUGGAGAAUGACACAUUAAUAAAACAUGAAUGUGACGAUUAAGUAAAAUGAUGAGGUAACUUUUUUUCUUGGCUUUGGUGUUUGGCAUUACAUAGUGGUUUCUGGCACUAUAAUCUACUAUAAUGUAUUAAUGUUCCUUGGAAAAGAGAGCCAUUUUAUUUAUACAAUCAUUUGUCUGGUCUAUUUGCUGCUUUGUAUCAAUGUCAUACAAGGGUUUGUUUAUUCCAAGAUCCAAGUGCAUGAGAAUAUGAGAUUCCCAUUUCUGUUGAAGUGUAGAUCAUAGGAAGUGCACGAGAUGCAUAACAAGUCAUCAGAAGCAGAAUAGAAGGCAUAGGCUGCACAGGCACUAACGCAUCAGGUAUGAUCUUGAUUGGGAAGGUGUAAAUUAGGAAAUGCCAUCCAGUAAGUCAUGUGACAACCCAACAUGUAGCAAUCUUGGUGAUACACCUGUGCGAGUUGCUUCCUCUGCUCAGAGUGAUUUUAAGGGUUAAUGAAUGUUGGAGCUCAUCUCACCGCCAGAAACAAGAAAGCGUUUCACUGAGGCCGUAGACUGAUUGGAUAUAUAUAGCAUAAAUAGUUCAAUUUACACGUUGAUUUAUGCAAGGCAGCUGAUUGGUUGGUUGUUGUGGAAGUGUUCACUAUGUUUUUCUAAUGAUUACUAAUUUGUCUUGUUCUGUACGGCGUCAUGUACUAUGCAAUACUUUGUUGUUGGAACAUACCAUUUUAAGUUGUGAAUCUUGUUUGUUUUCUAGACAAAAGUUUGUUUUUCACUUACUGAAGAUUUAAUUGUUAUAGUAGUUGUACUUUAUCCUUUUUCGUCAAUAUCCUUGCAGAUUCUUAUGUUCCAGCUAGUGUUUUCCGCUCCUUUUUCUAGGAAGAGAUGUACUCCUUUUUGGUGAUCACAAAGUUACGGUACUUACAUUAUUGUUAUGGUCAUUUUCUCAGCCACUCCAGCACUGUAUUUUUUCCUCGUCUUUUAGUAAUCGCUGUUUAUCAAUCAGCACGUCGACAAUGAAGGCGAGACCAAAGCAAUCAUCAGCAGUGGUCAUUUUCUGCCGGCCUUGCAAUUGACGGGUGGGAACUCCCAAUACCGAUGAUGAUAGAGCACGUCAUUUUCUGCUCUCGGCUUAUAUGCUCAAGUUGCUGACUUAUGAUGUUAUCGCCUUAUUUUAAUCAUGGUGGUGCUUGGUGCCUGGAAGGCUGGAUGAUGAGUGAGCAUGUCGCAAUUUGUUCUGUUUUUGUACAUUUCGUAAGUGAUCCGUGUUAUGUAUCAACCCUGUUCAGACUGGUACAUUUCGUUAUUCAUCUUGUUACACAGUGAGAGAGUUCAUUUCCCACAAGAACUGGGGAAAAUUUCCA
Messenger RNA from Sorghum bicolor (sorghum), 3375 nucleotides. RefSeq names its product DNA repair protein XRCC2 homolog. The record is from RefSeq and is a predicted model, not a curated record. Gene Ontology annotation, cellular component: Rad51B-Rad51C-Rad51D-XRCC2 complex; replication fork. Gene Ontology annotation, biological process: double-strand break repair via homologous recombination. NCBI's taxonomy places the organism in Eukaryota, Viridiplantae, Streptophyta, Magnoliopsida, Poales, Poaceae. The coding region runs from base 139 to 1170 and encodes 343 amino acids. The transcript is spliced from 10 exons. Gene Ontology annotation, molecular function: DNA binding; ATP-dependent DNA damage sensor activity; ATP binding.